Gaeumannomyces tritici R3-111a-1 is the source of this 2751-nucleotide messenger RNA. RefSeq lists its product as hypothetical. NCBI's taxonomy places the organism in Eukaryota, Fungi, Ascomycota, Sordariomycetes, Magnaporthales, Magnaporthaceae. The transcript has 2 exons. Bases 1 to 2751 code for a protein of 916 amino acids. The record is from RefSeq and is a predicted model, not a curated record. Gene Ontology annotation, molecular function: transmembrane monodehydroascorbate reductase activity.
AUGGCGCCGGCAGAGCUCUCUCCGCCGGGGACGGCGACGUACGCGUCGGACCGCCUGAACGUCGGGGACGGCACGUGGGACUAUGAGAAGAACACGUUCCUGCUCCCGCCGCUGGUGCCGCUGAACUUUGACAUGAUGCAGUACAAUGGGAUGGGAAACCGCUUCUCCACAAUGCCGCAGUACCACACGCUCGUCAUGGGCCACGGGAUCCUGGCCACCAUGGCCUUCUUGUUCCUCAUCCCGGCCGCCGUCAUGACUGCCCGAUUCUACACUGCGCCUUCGGGCUACGCCAUCCGCUACCACGCCUAUCUCAACGUGGUGGCCGUUGGGCUUGCCACUGUUUCCUUCAUCCUCGGCUGGUUCGCCGUCGGGCCCAACCGCAGCCUGACCAAUCCCCACCAUGGCAUCGGCGUGGCCAUUUAUACCUUGCUGAUGCUGCAGGCCAUUGGCGGCCGCUUCAUCCGGAACAUCCGGAAGGCUCGAUCGUUUCGUAUCACCAUUCAUCAGUGGAAUGGUCGCGCCGUCGCUCUUCUGGGAAUUGUGCAGGUUCCGCUCGGGCUCACCCUCUACGGCUCGCCCAAGUACACCUUCAUCCUCUACGCCGUCUGGGUGGGGCUACUCGUGUUGCUCUACUUCAUCCUCAACUACCGCCACGCCGGCCAGCGGGAGGAGUACUACAGUGGUGCCCGGUCAGAGGCUGGCCGGAGCCGUGUAACCCGCACCGACAUUACCGAAACGGAUUAUACCGAGAAUACGGAGCGGACGGAUCGUACGGGACGUGGGGAUUCCGGUGGCGGUGGUCUCAAGUGGCUCGGUCCUCUGGCGGCCGGUGCUGGCGCAAUGGCCUUUUGGAAACGCAAGAAGCGGGAGCGGUCUAUGAGCAGGAAUCGGUCCCGGUCUAGGUCGCGCAUGCGAAGCCGCAGCGGAGGCCCUUCAGAGGUCGUUGCCUCGAGGCGUGGAUCACCGCCCAGCACCUACCUGGACUAUGACGAGGAAAAGCGCUCGAGCAGGGCCAACAACAAAAACCCCAGCAAGAAGGAAGAAGAAAAGGGGGGCGGCUUCAUGAAGAAGAUGGCCGGCCUCACGGCCAUGUUUGGGGCCGGCGCACUGGGAGCCAAGUUUGCAAAGAAAAAGGAUGACACCAGAGACAGGCGCGACGAAACGGCGUACUCGGCAGUCUCGACGGAAACACCAAGCCGCUACGACGACCGGCGACGCGGCUCGAGGAGAGGAGGCGGCACCGUCGUCAGCGACUACACGGAUGCGACAACCGAUGUCACUGCCCGGCCCAGGUCUCCACUCCUGCCAGGCCCCGGCGGCAACCACCCCGCCACUGCUGCGGCGGCCAUGAGCGCGGCUGCCGGACGCCCAGGGGCGUCCAACGGAAGGCCCGUCACGCCACCCCAGUCACACCGAAGGAACUACUCACGCCCCGAAGCCGACAGCCUGGUAUACUCGGACUACUCCUCGUUCCGCGACGACAGCCCCUCGAGGCGGAGCGCACCACCGCGGCGCAAGAGCGGCGGCGUGACCACGGCGGAUGCAGCAGGCGGCGGCAUUAUGGCAGGACUGGGCCUCGGCUGGCUUGCUGGCAAGUUCAAGGGCAAAGGAAAGGAGGAAGAGCGGCCAAAGUACGACGACGAGGAGAGCCGGGUGGGCGACCGGUCCCGGCGGUACACCAACGACGACUCCCCAAGCAGACGCAACUCGCGGCGGGCCCCGGCCAGGCCGGCACCCUCGGCGCUCUCCGAGGUGACCAGCAUGACGGAAUCGUCGGUCGAGCCGAGGCCAACGACGGGGUACGGGGCGGCGCCAGGAGGCUCGCGCAAUGGUCAGCCGACCAUGACGCCUGCAACAGGCGGGCCAAGGAGAUCCAUGUCGCGCUCGAGACGCGAAGGCCCGUACGCCUCGGGGCACGAGUCUGCCGAUGACGCGUACCAAUCAGCGAGCGGAGGCCCGGGCAGGAGGAACUCGCGGCGACGUCGGGAGAGCGAGGCGGCCGCGGCCGAUGCCGUGGCAAGCGCGAGCCGGUUGGCAUCCCACGAGGCGCGGCGCUAUGGCGGCGGAUCGCAGGCCUCGACCAGCAUCAAAGUCAAGGUGGACCCCGACCGUCACAACGUGACGCUCCGGCGCAUCCCGCCCGGGGAGGCGGCGCAGGCAGCCUCGUCGCGCAGCAGGCGGCAGCGGACCGACUCCAUCAGCAGCAAUUCGGUCAGCGAGCUGUCGCCCAACAGCCGGCAAACCUACCGGCGCGACUCGAGCAUGCGCAGGGCCGAGGAGGCCGCCGAGCGGGCCGUCGAUGUCAACAACCCCAGCGCGCCGCUUCCUACGCCCAACCCGCGCUUCGCGGGUGGUAGGUCCCGACCGGCGCCCGGCCCCAGCGGCCAGGACGGCGGCUACUACGGGAACAACCCCCCGCCACCGCCCGGGCCGCCCCCGCCAGCCUACGGCGCAGGACAGCCCCCCGUUCAGGCACCGGGAGGACCGCCACCUCCCCCGCCGCCCGGCGGCAUGCCGCCUGGGCCGCCCAGGACCCCGGUCGGCCUCCUGUCGGUGGGGGGCCAGACCGUCACCAGUCUCCAUAGUCACGGGACCUGGAGCGGCAUGAGUCCGUCGUCGAUCGGACCGCCCGAAAGCCAAGCCGAGCCCGUGGCGCCGUCGGAGUCGGCGGCGGCCGACAGGAGGAGGCGGAGGAGAGAGGAGAGGAGCGGUGCGAGGCCGUCGGACACCAGCACGGUCGACUUCAACUGA